Molecule: messenger RNA, 1617 nt
Organism: Didymosphaeria variabile
Lineage: Eukaryota; Fungi; Ascomycota; Dothideomycetes; Pleosporales; Didymosphaeriaceae
Exons: 3
Coding region: 1-1617 (538 amino acids)
Source: RefSeq, a predicted model, not a curated record
AUGGCAAGUCCGAGGGCCUUAUACUCGAACGACCUUUUCUACCCAGAACUAGAUCCCAUAACGUCAACCAGUCCUAGUAUAUUCGAACCCCAGCGGGAGUCAGCCCCAUCCCAGUACCACGGCAGGUCCGUGGAAACCAGUGACAGGCAACAGAAGCUCCUUAAGUUCAGCCAGGAGCACUCAUCACUCGCCAAACAGAGCACACGAAAGCCUAAAACCGACCACGAACUCGAGGUGGAGUUGCAGCAGAUGGACGACAACCUUGCCACACUCGGUGAAGCGAAAAGAAAGAGUGAGCAAGAACUAGCUCGGGCGAACGAGAAUCUUGCGAACCUUCAGAAUAAAUGCGAGAGCAUCUCCAUUGAUUAUGGAUCGCUCCGUAGAGAACACCAUCAGCUGCAGUGCCAAAAUGAUACCAUGGCUCGUCACACCAGAAAGAACCUGAAGGAGUUGCAUGAGGAUUUGCCCAUGAAGGACGCAGAGGUGGAGACUCCUAGGGAUCACAUCUCCACCGUCUCGGAGCACAGGACUGGUCUCGCCGAGCAGCUCGAGCAGCUACAGAAGAAAGAACCUGAAAAGCAAAUCCGGAACCUGAAUAAGGAGGGCAAAGACCGAAAGGCAUCUCGGGAACCUGCAAAGACGAACUGGCAAACCGAUAUUUCCAUGCUACAGGAGAAGAUUACGAUAAUGAACAAUGACGCCGUCCCUAGAGCUUUGAAAGAUGACCAGUAUCUUCCGCUCUGGAGCCGCGAGAAAGCAAAGCUCGAGGCACAAGUCCGGGAUCUGGACAAUGAAAAGUCAUCUUUGGUACGCGAGAAGGGCAACUUGACCUCUGAAAUGCAAGCCCUGCAUCAAGAAAACAUCAGAUCCAAUCAGCAGUUCAUUGAUAUGACCUCUCGUUAUCGCGACGCUGAGCAGCGAAACGGCGAGCUAUUGAUGCAUAUCAGAAGCCUGGAACAAGCAGCACUCACCACAGCCCAGGAGCAUGGCAAGGACUCGCAACGCUGGAAACAGGAGAAAGUUACGCUGUCAACACAGAUCCAGAUCCUAGAGCAAGUGGCGCUCACCACUGCCACCUCAGAGCAGACGACCCUUCGACCCCAGGACGGUGUGAACGAUGCCAAGGGGAAAUUUGAAGACGUAAAGAACAUGCUAGAUGUGUUAGAAAACACCGCAGAUCAAUUUCGAGUUAUGGGUGAAAAGCUCAAGUUCUCGGAAGACGCCGCCAACGAGCUACGGACUCGCGAGUCGAAGGCCGACGCCGCGCUCAUACACAGACAGCGCUCACUUGCUGCUUCCAAGCGUGAAGUUACUCAGCUCAGGAUCAAAAAGAUUAGACUUGAUAAUCAGCUCGCUUUAACCAACGGGCGCUUGCAAACUGCAAUGCAGACCGCCGAGGACCUUCGGAAUUCCAGUGAAAAAACUCUAGACAGGCACCGAGAAAAACUCGCCGAAUAUGUUGAUGGGGCCGUCAAACAUAUGGACUGGCAGGAUGAGAAGAUACGUGAUGUUGAAGCCAUGCUUGACGAAGUUUGUGAUAUAGCCACAGAGUUCCGGAACGCGUACAAGAACGUCUCGGAGAGUUUCACACUCGCCGAUGGCAAGGUUCUGCCCUAG